Molecule: messenger RNA, 1840 nt
Organism: Melopsittacus undulatus (budgerigar)
Lineage: Eukaryota; Metazoa; Chordata; Aves; Psittaciformes; Psittaculidae
Product: collagen alpha-2(VI) chain-like
Exons: 4
Coding region: 470-922 (150 amino acids)
Source: RefSeq, a predicted model, not a curated record
GGAACUUUCCUCUGCUGCUGUGUGGGGACUAGAAGGGAACAAACCAAGUAAGAAGAAGAACAAAUAGCUCAGAGGCACAGCCUCACUUUAGCUGCACUUGAAAAUGAUGUGCCAAGUUCCAUACAGAGUCCAACAAAUCUGAUCAUAGAGGUAUCUCCCUUUGAACGUGACAGCUUUGCUUUCAAGGCAAACACAGCAGUGGUGCAGCUUAUGCCCCUGAACUACCUUCAAAGGAGCUUACUAUAAAGAGAGACCAGAAGCAGCUGAGUGGCCUGUGAAAACACCUCAUGUAUCUUGCGCUUCUGAGAAAGAAGAGCUUGCAGUGGCCCAGUGCACACAGCGCCCCGUUGAUGUUGUCUUCUUGCUGGACGGCUCUGAAAGGAUUGGGGAGCAGAACUUCCACAGGGCCCAUCGCUUUGUGGAGGACGUAGCCCGACAGCUUACAUUGGCCAACAGCAACAGUGACAACAUGAACGCCCGGGUCGCACUGCUGCAGUACGGCAGUGAGAGGGACCGGAACGUGGUCUUCCCAUUGACCUACAACCUGACGGAAAUCUCCAACGCCCUGGCACAGAUCAAGUACCUGGACUCCUCCUCCAACAUCGGGUCAGCCAUCAUACACGCCAUCAACAACAUCGUGCUCAGCCCAGGAGAUGGGCAGCGACUCACGCGGCGCAAUGCAGAGCUCUCCUUCGUCUUCAUCACUGAUGGCAUCACAGGAAGCAAGAACCUGGAAGAGGCCAUCAACUCCAUGAAGAAGCAAGACGUCAUGCCCACCGUGGUGGCUCUUGGGAGCGAUGUAGACAUGGAUGUCCUGCUGAAGCUUGGCCUUGGGGACCGGGCAGCCAUCUUCCGGGAGAAGGACUAUGACAGCCUCUCUCAGCCCAGCUUCUUCGACAGGUUCAUUAGGUGGAUAUGUUGAAUGAAGGGAUGCACGUCUCACCCUCAGCACUAUACACCCCCUGAGAUCCCGUUUUAUUUCUUCCCCCUGUAUGGUUGCUAGCAACAAUGAGUUGGCCCAGAACAGCUGCCGCUGGGUCCUCCUUUCUAGCCAAAAUCCAGAGCUCCUUUGUGAUUUUCAUGAUGAAAAGUUGUGUAUCUUACAUUUAUGGUGCUAAUUAAAGCCAAGAUCAAAGCAGGACACAGAGCCAUACGAUGUGCUUCUGUAAAGCUUUACACACACCAAGCCAUGACUUGUGUACAUACUGUAAUCCUAGGAGGGCUUAUCAGAGAAGCAAGAAACCCUUCCAGUGUGGCAGGACAAAUGGAUAUCUCUAGUUCUCAAAACCCCUCAGUAUCCCUCAGUGUCCUAUGAGGAGUUUUGUGGCUACAACAUCCCCUGUUCUUUAGCAAACCUUCUUCCACAUUAUCCCAUCUCUUUACUUCUCUUGGUACUUCUGUCCUGAGAGGAAUGAGUGAGUUUAUGACACAUUCAAAUGCUCAGCAACUUGCUUUCCUUUUGCAUGGCCCUUGAUGGCACGCUCCCCUUUCCCAGGAGCAACAGGAUGGUGAGCGGCUUUGCUGCCUUCUACAGUUGUCUGCAGAUGCUCUCUUUGGGGUUCUGCCUAUGCUAAAUGUCACAGAGGGACCAUAUCCCACUUGCUCCCUUCUUCCAUUUCGAUCUUCACCAGAACCUGUUCGUGCAUUACUGUGCCCAAACUCCUGGCUGAGAGGAGCAUUGUGCCCCCCAGCAUCUCACCAACCACUGGGAGCUGCCUCCCUGUCAUCCCAAGGUGUUCAAAGUAAUCAAGUGCCUUCUUCCCACCAGUACCUGCUGAGCAGUGCCCAGAUUUGAACUUGAAUUUUGCUGGCUGCAAAAAUAAACAAUCUCUUUUCACCC